CCGCUCACCAGCGCUGGUUUCCCGGUUCCUGCAUGUCCCAGCGUUGCCGUGUGGCAGAGGGAGCCCUGCCUCAAGGAUUUGAGCCUCAGCGUCCAUCUCUGGCAUCUUUUGUGUGUUUUUUUCCAUGAAGCUUUUUCAAACGCUGCACCUGAGUUGCUCAGGAGAGGAUGGGCGCAAGUCUCCUGGCAGCAUCUGCCCGCAGGAGGGCAAUCGCUCGAGGAGUGCCGGCUCCCAGGGCAGUGGGGAGCAGCUCUGGGGGGGGUCGAGGCAUGAGAUGAUCCAGCUGUUUCCAGGGGAUGUGCUUGGGGGACCCCAAAUCCCCUCCUGACGUAGCAUGGCCUAAAACGGUAGCUCGAAGGCAUGGCAUAGCCUGCUCGCCUUGAAGGGCUGUUCCAGCCUUUUUCUUUUUCCUAAACUUCUGGAUUUUCACAUUGUUUAAAAACGCUGAUGUGGACCUCACUGUGGUGGCUCUGUGGCUGCCGAGCUCAGUGCUGAGCCCCUGCAGCCUCAGGGCUCCUGCUCAGCGGGUUUGCCCGGACAGAUCCGUUUGAAGCUACCAGAGCAGCUUUUUGCUGCUUUUUCUGCCGCUGGAACUUGCACAGCCAACACGCAUGGAAAGGCUUUUUUGUCCCGUGUGGAUAAAUGAGAAAUUUUUCCAGCUUUUAAAGCAUGGUACAAGCCAGGCGCAUCCUCUCUGGACCCCCUGUUUUCCAGAGCGUGUCCCACCACGUCCUCCCCCAGCAGGACGGGGGGGGGUGAGUGGGAGGAGGCAAAGCCCAGCCUUCCCCCAGCGACUGUGGGCAGGAGGGCAGGCAGCGGACGCCCAGCCCCUCUUUUGGGAGUGGGAGAUGGGUGCUCUUUGCUGACCGCCCCACACUCUGCUGAGGAUCUCAUGUCCAGCUCACCCUCUGGUCUCCAGGUCAUGCUGGCGUAUCAUCCUUGGGCUGCAGGAGAAUUUUUUUUUUCCCCUUUAUAUCUUAAGAAAGAAAUACAAUUGAUUCACAGAACGGCCGGAUAACGUAAAGCGUGUGUGAGUGGUACGAGGACCCUGGAAUUAAAGCAACAAGGAGAAUAAAGGAUGCUUCUUUAAAGCACAUACAAGCGCGGGACUGUUGGUUUUAUAGCCCAAAUCCCAUUGCUCUUAUUUCAGGGCAGACGGGCAAGCUGAUGUACGUGAUGCACAACUCCGAAUACCCCCUCAGCUGCUUCGCUCUCUUUGAAAACGGGCCCUGCCUCAUAGCAGAUGCCAACUUUGAUAUCCUUAUGGUGAAGUUGAAAGGCUUCUUCCAAAAUGCCAAGGCGAACAAGAUAGAGAGCCGGGGCACCCGCUACCAGUACUGUGACUUCUUGGUGAAGGUGGGCACGGUUACAAUGGGGCCCAGUGCCCGUGGGAUAUCUGUGGAGGUGGAGUAUUGCCCCUGUGUGAUAGCCAACGACUGCUGGAACCUGCUGAUGGAGUUCAUGCAGAGCUUCAUGGGGAACCACACUCCCGGUAUCCCGUCCGUUUUUGGCACCAAGCAUGACAGCAUCUACAGCCCGGCGGACACCAUGGUUCAGUACAUGGAGCUGUUCAACAAGAUCCGCAAGCAGCAGCAGGUGCCUGUAGCAGGGAUCAGAUGAAAGGACUCCCUGGAGCCCCGUUUAGAGCGACUGCAUCCUCUUUUCUGCCUGCCCAUCUGGAUGAGGAGUCCCUCCAAAAAGUGGCACCAGAGGCAGCCCAAGGUUUUUUUUCUUCUCAGUCUCUUUUUUUCCCCUGUUUCAAAGCAAAGUUCUUGAACACUAUGUGUAUUUCUUGUUAUCCUCCUCUGGUUUUGAGCACGCCUGGGAUGGUUCUUAGUACAGUGCUUCGUGCAGGGGAUUACUGUUCGUCAGCAGAAGGAAGGAGACGGAGAAAUUCCAGCCAAAUGCAUGCAAGGGCGGAGCUUCCUUUGACUGCAAACAGCUACAUGAGAGAUUUUUUUUAAAAAAAAUUCUUUUUUAGAUACCCAUGUGAAAGUGUCUUGUUACUUUUCAUCAAAAUAAAAAGCUGUAUUUUGUGAGGAGAUGGAGUCUUUCCACACAGCA
Messenger RNA from Egretta garzetta (little egret), 2064 nucleotides. RefSeq names its product mediator complex subunit 20 (gene MED20). Gene Ontology annotation, biological process: regulation of transcription by RNA polymerase II. Bases 1168 to 1620 code for a protein of 150 amino acids. The transcript is spliced from 2 exons. NCBI's taxonomy places the organism in Eukaryota, Metazoa, Chordata, Aves, Pelecaniformes, Ardeidae. Gene Ontology annotation, molecular function: transcription coactivator activity. The record is from RefSeq and is a predicted model, not a curated record. Gene Ontology annotation, cellular component: mediator complex.